AUGGCGUCCUCGGACCCACCAAGGCCAGACCUGUUCACCAAAGCACUCGCAUCCGCCUCUUCCCUCUUCCUCCUCCAGUUCUUCUCUCGUGUCUUUACCUUCAUCUUGAACCAGGCCCUCGUCCGCUAUGUCUCCCCGCAAGUCUUCGGCACCGCUGCGAUCCAGUUCGAGCUCCUGCUCUCCACUAUCCUCUUUCUAUCCCGCGAAGGCGUACGCAAUGCCCUCCUCCGCUCAUCCAGCGGCUCUGCGACCAAGUCUUCGGAUGCUACGCACCAGCUGCUCGUAGGGAACAUCGCGGUCCUGCCUACCUUGCUGGGUAUACCCGCCGCAAUCCUCAUAACGCUCUUCUACGUCGCUAGCACAUCCGAGGCCACCGCAUCGCAGCCGCACUUUCGCAUGAGCGUUACGAUAUAUGCUGUCGCGGCCUGCCUGGAACUCCUCUCUGAGUCUCUGUACAUCCGCACGCAAAACGAACUGCGCUUCGACCUUCGCGUCAGAGCCGAAGGAAUCGCCGUGGUCACGAAGACCACUGCAGCGUUCGCAGUACUCGUGAUCGGCGACGCCGAGUGGGCCUUGGUCGCCUUUGCUUUGGGCCAGGCCGCUUAUGGACUCGCAGUCCUCCUGACGUACGUUCACGCGUAUGGUCAUGGCGUUAGUCUCUGGCCGAGGAAGAUCACCACGGAGGUGCAUGGCAAUGUGGUCUCCAAGUAUUUUGAUCCAUCCCUGCUCAGUCUCUCGGCUGCGAUGGCGGGCCAGUCCGUGGUGAAGCAUUUUCUCACUGAGGGCGACAAGUUCCUCGUCUCCCGGCUGAGUCCUUUGGCAGACCAAGGUGGCUACGCGGUUGCCUCAAACUACGGCUCCCUGGUCGCCCGCAUGGUCUUCCAGCCCAUCGAGGAGACGUCCAGGGUGUUCUUCUCCAAAAGCCUAUCGGGCCAGAAGCCAGACCCAGGCGCCCUGCGCUCCGCCGCAAACGUACUCCUCGCCCUCCUCCUGCUCUUCACGCACCUGCUCCUCCUCCUCUACCUGCACACGUCCGCGCCGACGAUCCUGCGCACGUACGUCUAUUACAUCCCCAUGAUGGCCUUUAACGGCGUCCUCGAGGCGUUCUUCGCGUCCGCCGCGUCGCCCUCCGAUCUGCACAGACAGAGCCGCUGGCUCUUCGCGUUCUCGCUCGGUUUCGUCCUCGUCGCCGUCGGCCUCGCGAAGGGCGCGGGGCUCGGCGACGCGGGCCUGGUCUGGGCGAACGUCGUGAAUCUGCUGUGCAGGGCGCUGUACGCGUGGCGGUUCGCGGUGCGGUUCUUCCGCGAGAAGGGCGGGCGGGACUUGGUUGGCUGGAGGAUGGCCGUACCGCCGCUGCCGGUGCUCGUGGUGUUUGCCUGCGCGGCGGGGGCGACGAGGUGGAGUGAGAGGGUGUUUAGGGAUGCCCCGAAGCGACUUGUGGACCAGGGGGGACAUGUCGCGACGGCAGUGUGUUGUCUCGCUGGGUGUCUACUUGCGUGCUUCAUUUUUGAGAGGACGACCUUCGUCCAGUUGUUCUCGUCGCUACGAAAACGGUAG
Fomitopsis serialis is the source of this 1557-nucleotide messenger RNA. RefSeq names its product Rft protein-domain-containing protein. The transcript is spliced from 5 exons. The record is from RefSeq and is a predicted model, not a curated record. Gene Ontology annotation, biological process: dolichol-linked oligosaccharide biosynthetic process; glycolipid translocation. Gene Ontology annotation, cellular component: endoplasmic reticulum membrane. Lineage: Eukaryota; Fungi; Basidiomycota; Agaricomycetes; Polyporales; Fomitopsidaceae. The coding region runs from base 1 to 1557 and encodes 518 amino acids.